AUGGAACCACUUUUUAUUGAACGGCCAAUUUAUGAAGAAGGGGAGGCUUUAGAAUGUGGGAAACAUGAUGUUGAUGUUUCUAGAUUUGGACCAGACAGUGAUCAAGAAUUGGAUGAUAUUGUCACUGGGUUAGAUGCGGUAGAGUGUAAUAUAACUGAAGGUCAAGAGUUCCCCAAUUUUGAAGAUGCAUUUGAGCAUUAUGUGCGGUAUGCAAAAGUUCAUGGGUUUGCUGUUAGGAAACAACGUACUUUUAAUCGGGACUGGGAUGAUAGAGGUGUAUAUAGGAAGGACUUUGUAUGUUUCAAAGCUUGCAGUAGACAGAAGAAGGUAAAUGCUAAUGGGGAUAAUCUUCAUCCAACUAAUGAAAGAACACACAAUGAUGAUGAUAAUAUAGGUGGUAGUAAUGGUAAUGAUGCUUUGGGGAAUCUAGUCAAUGAAAAUAAUGGUUCUGAAAAUCUUCAAAACUACUUGCAGAAGCAUAAGAGUAGCAAACGGACAUCUAAGAGAUGCAAUUGUCCUGCAUACAUGAGUGUGAAAGAGGUAAAAGAUGAAAAAGAACUCAAUGUUGGUGUUGGUGGACUUCCUUUUAACUCAAGGGUUGCUUAUAAUUUUUUGCGGGUUGCCAAAACUAUCAAGAAGAAGAAUGAUGCGGAUAGACUUGUACUUAUUUGUAAGAAGUUGAAGGAAACAGACAAUGACUUUCAGUAUGAAUAUGUGAUCAAUGAUGAUAACCGAUUGAAGCAUAUUGCUUGGUCACAUUCAGCAUCUCUAUAUGGGUAUCAACAUUAUGGAGAUGUCGUAGUGUUUGACACGACGUACAGGUUGAACAUAUACAAAAUGCUGCAAAUGAGACAACUGAGUCCUUUCAAUGGGCAUUUAAGGUUUUUUAUAAAUUUUAUGGGUGAAAAAGCUCCUCAAACCAUCAUCACUGAUCAAGAUCGUGCCAUUCGGGAUGCCAUUCAAAUUGUGUUGCCUAGCACAAAGCAUGUUUUGUGUAUGUGGCACUUAGGUAAGAAAAUCCCAAGUUGGGUGGGUCUGAGGUUGGGUGCAAAGUUGAAUGAGUUUCAUGAUGUCUUCCACAAAUUGAAUGAAUUAGAAAUUGUUGAGGAAUUUGAAAUUCAAUGGACUUGCAUGCUUGAGAACUACAGUUUGAGUUCGAAUAAGAGAAUGGAGAAGGUGUAUAAAAAUCGUAAACAGUGGGCCAAGCCAUAUUUGAAAGCCUAUUUUUUUGCUGGGAUGAGGACAUCUAAUCGAUGUGAAUCAAUGAACGUUGCUAUUAAGAAGUAUGUUAAAUCCCAAACAUUGUUACAAGACUUUAUUGGACAGAUUGGUAGAGCUGUUGAAUUGCUGGACCAAGCAGGAGAACAUAAAACAAUUCAACAGAAGGUUAACAACAUCAAUUUCUUAACCAAAGCUCCAAUUGAAAAUCAAGCAGGCAAAACCUUGACUCCCAAUUGUUUCGAAAUUCCAGAUCAAUAUCUUCCACACCAGUGGCGGCGUGAAUCGUGUGUAGCACUACCCCCUGUUCGAAUUGGACCGGAAGGCCGACGUGAGAGGAUAGAUGUAUUACGGUUAGCCACAACAAAACUAAUUAAAGUGGCUUAUAUGACCAAAGAUCGAUUCAAUGUUGCCAUUGAAUACAUCAAUGAAAAUAUUACUAAGUUGAAGGGAAUGGCGUGUGCAACCAAUGUAGAGCCUGUGGAUGAUUAUGAAUUCCAUCCAACAGUGAGUGGACGAGAUGGUUUGAAUGAAGAAGUUGGAAUUGACAACGAACAUAAAUAUGUUGAUAACCCACUUGAUUGUCUAACUAAGGGAAGACUGAAAGAUAAAAGGGAUAGGUCAUGGUUUGAAAAGUCACAAAUGAAGCCCAAAAAGAAUUUAGAGAAAAAACAGCAGACAUGUGGAUAUUGUGGAGUGAGAGGUCACAAUCAGAAGGCUUGUGCAUUGAAGCUCAGCCAAAGUCAAACCAUAGAGACUAUGAAUGAGGAACUCUCAGAGUCUGUUGUUUGA
This is a messenger RNA of Telopea speciosissima, 2010 nucleotides long. Its product is annotated as protein FAR1-RELATED SEQUENCE 11-like. Bases 1 to 2010 code for a protein of 669 amino acids. NCBI's taxonomy places the organism in Eukaryota, Viridiplantae, Streptophyta, Magnoliopsida, Proteales, Proteaceae. The transcript has 7 exons. Gene Ontology annotation, biological process: regulation of DNA-templated transcription. The record is from RefSeq and is a predicted model, not a curated record.